Molecule: messenger RNA, 1489 nt
Organism: Arabidopsis thaliana (thale cress)
Lineage: Eukaryota; Viridiplantae; Streptophyta; Magnoliopsida; Brassicales; Brassicaceae
Product: Ribonuclease III family protein
Exons: 6
Coding region: 244-1047 (267 amino acids)
Biological process (GO): RNA processing
Molecular function (GO): ribonuclease III activity
Source: RefSeq, marked reviewed
AUAAAAAGGCCCAACCCACUAAAAUCUAUUAGCAAAAGCCCAAUUUCAGUCCAUAUAUGACGAAACGUUAACCGUCAGGGUUUUACUACUUGGGAGAAGACGGAGGCCUCUUAAAUCUUAAUGCUAACAGACGAAUAAUAAUACGCCACGUGUAUAAUUGAACCGUCACCGCCUUAUCGUUACCGCUGUCAUAAACGAAUAGCUAUUUUCGUGCUCGGAAAAAGCAGAGUAAAGCUUUAAAAAAUGGUGAUUUUAUCGGCGAGCUCCACUGUGAGAGCUGCCUUAGAUACACAACCUAGACUUCCCUACAACCCUAAUGCGCCGCGAAAAGUUAAGAAAAUCCCUAACGGUAAUUCAUUCUUACCGCCGCCGUCACCUGCACCGUCUCCAGGAAUCAGCAUCUCCGUCGCCGAUUUGCUCAAGCGUCCUUCAAGUAAAGAGAUAACUGUUGACGUUGAUGAUACUUAUAUGGGAUAUGAGACAUGGUCUCCAAGUCCACCAAAGUUGGAGAAACCAAGAUCAGUCUUCAAUCCUGCUUCUUUAGCCUUUAUAGGCGAUUCCAUUUAUGAGCUAUAUGCUCGUAGGCAUUUUCUUUUCCCUCCGCUUAGUAUUGAAGAUUAUAACGAUCGUGUUAGAGCUGUGGUGCGCUGUGAAGCUCAGUAUGCUUUGCUGAAUAAACUUGUUGAUGAUGACUUUCUAACAAAGGAAGAGAGGGAUAUUCUUAGGUGGGGAAAGAAUCUAGGUUCUGCUAGAACACGUACAAGAAGGCGUGCAGGUAAUGCGGUUUAUAACAAGGCAUCAUCAUUGGAAACACUAAUUGGUUAUCUGUAUCUGACAAACGGGAAAAGAUUAGAAAAAAUAAUGGAGAAGCUAGGAUUCUCAAGUGAUUCUUCAACUGAGAUCGUGAUUGAAGAAACCAACCCUAAACCAUCAGAAUCAUCCAACCUGCCAAACUUCAUACUCAGUGAGUUAAAUCUACCUCCUCCAUUAAAUUCGAUCAUAAACUUCAUCAUUUGGUGGAUUCGCUGGAAGCUACACAAGUCAUAAACUCAUAUAACCAUCUUCUCCUUCGUUAAUUUGUAGACGAGCAAGUGGUGUCAUUUUAGUUGUAGGAAAAGGUCUUUACUCGGAUCAUGGAAAAGCUGAAGAAUCAAAGUUGUCUUAAAUGGCCGGUGUAGCAAGCAUAACAGUGCUCACUUAACCGGAGAAGACGUUUUUUCGUAUAUGUACAUACGUAUGUAUGAAUGUCCAACUCCUACUGGAUAUCAAAUCAAAAUGCCCAUUUUUGUCUUCUGACCAUGAUAGUUGUCCUCAUGGGUUGAUUCUUAAGCAAGUCUAUUAGUGUUGUACUAAACAUAUGAUAUUUAAACAAAAAAUAAUCAAAAGAAAUGUAAUAUCUAUAGCUACUAGGCAUUUUGUACAUGAUUCUGCUACUAGCAUUGAAUCAUUUGAUCUUAUCAUAUAAAUUCGAAUCUUCAGCAAGUUGAGC